Molecule: messenger RNA, 1244 nt
Organism: Sphaerulina musiva SO2202
Lineage: Eukaryota; Fungi; Ascomycota; Dothideomycetes; Mycosphaerellales; Mycosphaerellaceae
Product: oxidoreductase
Exons: 1
Coding region: 99-983 (294 amino acids)
Cellular component (GO): intracellular anatomical structure
Molecular function (GO): oxidoreductase activity, acting on NAD(P)H, oxygen as acceptor
Source: RefSeq, a predicted model, not a curated record
GUCGCAUGCGUUAACUCAUUGUCGCGCUGCUCACUUCCACGCCAAAGUCUUCAGGUUACCACAAACCCAGUGACGCACCAAUAUAACCGCGGGCAGCCAUGGCACCGGGUGCAAUCAGCGAUUUCGCGCCUCCACCAACGGAACCAACGCCAGAGACUCAAAUCAGCACCGCCAAUGCACCGUCGCCAGCUUUGUUCUCUCUUGCAGGUCAGACCAUUGCCAUCACUGGCGGAGGCAGAGGGCUUGGCAUCACUCUCGCGAUUGCAGUCAUCGAGGCAGGCGGCCAUGUUGCUUGUCUCGAUGUUCUGCCCGCACCAGCAGAAAAGGAAUGGGUCGUCAUUCAAUCUCUGGCGAAGAAGUCUGGAGUUUCCGCAACGUAUAGCAAGUGCGACAUCACAAACGAGAACGACAUCCAGAUGACGUUCGACGAGAUUGCCUCGCGUGAGACAUCACGAAUAGCGCCUUUCAGCGGUAUCAUUGCCUGUGCGGGCAUUCAGCAAAAGACACUCGCUGUUGACUAUCCCGCAGAGGAUUUCAACCGUAUGCUGUCUGUAAACGUCACGGGCACAUUCUUGACAGCAAAGCACGCCUCCAGGUUGUUCAUCAAGAAUAACAUCAAAGGCAGCAUCGUCUUGAUCGCCAGCAUGUCUGGGACGAUCGCCAAUCGUGGGCUGCACUGCACAGCGUACAACAGUAGCAAAGCUGCUGUUCACCAAAUGGCGAGAUCCAUGGCCCAAGAAGUGGGACAAUAUGGCAUCAGGGUCAACACACUGUCGCCAGGGUACAUCCGUACAGCAAUGACGGAUGCACUGUUGAAAGAGGAGCCACAUCUCGAGCCGCUGUGGAUGGGCGGUGCCUUGCUCGGACGUCUGGGAGCGGUGGAGGACUUCAAGGGCCCAGCAAUCUUCUUGUUGGCGCCUGGCAGCAGCUGGAUGACGGGAGCAGACCUGAGAGUCGACGGAGGGCAUUGUGCUAGCGCCUGAACGCGGUGGUGAUGGUGGCGUGUCCGAGCGAGGGCGUAAUGGACAAGACCUCAUGUGCUCAUAAUGCCAUUGUACCUUACAUUCAAGAGACUAUUACAUGCAUCCGGCGGCAUACCGAAUCGCACGUAUUGGAUUAUCGAUGCUGCUUUGGCAAGGAGGCUGCCGCUGUCGCGAUGAUAAAGAACACCUCGACUCUUUGUCAUGGUAGAUGAAUGAAUAAGGUACCUAAGGUACAUGGAUGUACAAUGUAUGAAGAAUAAU